Molecule: messenger RNA, 2070 nt
Organism: Salvia miltiorrhiza (redroot sage)
Lineage: Eukaryota; Viridiplantae; Streptophyta; Magnoliopsida; Lamiales; Lamiaceae
Exons: 13
Coding region: 400-1488 (362 amino acids)
Source: RefSeq, a predicted model, not a curated record
UUGGUGUCGAUUUCUCUAUUAUUCAGCCGUUUCUUUUCUCAGAUUUCUCUCACAAUAUCAAGCAAUCAACCGUUUCUUUUCUCAAGUUUCUCUGUUAUUCAAUCAAUCUUUCACAAAUUAGGGAUGUGCUUCAUCCAUGGCUGCAAACGCAUCUUCCCCACAACUACAGAUUAUCCAUGGCUGCAAACGAGGCAGAUUCAGUCUCUCUCUCUCUCUCUUUCAAUUUCGAUUGCCCAAAUUUGGGAGGUGCUUCAUCCAUGGCUGAACCCCACACUACAGAUCCAUGAUUCAAGCCUAUUCCUCUACAAGUGGGCUUUAGAAAUUGCAGAGAGAGGGAAAAGUUGCAGGAAAACAGAUAUUUAUCUGUUUUGUUCUCAACGAAGGAAAUGACGACAAGGAAUGGAAUCAUUCAAAUCAACUCCAUCGAUAAAAAAAACUUGGAAUAAAAGGGUCAUCGUUAGAAUAUUGCGGUUUUGGGUUCAAAAGGAUUUAACAGGCCGAGAAGGCUUGGAGAUGAUUUUAAUCGAUGAAUGGGGCAAUCAAAUUCAAGCAUCUGUCUCUUUUGGAAAUAAAAGGAAGUUUAUGCCUCUUUUGAGAGAGGGAGAUAUAAAUAUGAUCCAAAAUUUCCAAGUAAUGGACAACAAACCCAAUUUUCAGAUGGCCAAGGUCGACCACUUGUAUAUGCUUGGCUUCGGCCUUGCCACCCAAAUUGAGCAACCGGAUGAAGGCUUCGAAAUUCUGGAAAAUGGAUUUAAUUUUAUUCCCUUUACAGAUAUUCCUACACACGAUCCCACUUUCUUUUUGGAUGUUCUUGGGGAGGUUAUGACCCACACUAUUAACAUAGAUUGGGUCGAAAUGAGAACUGGCAAGGCAUCCAAGUGUGACAUAACAUUAGCCGAUGCAGACGGCACGCAAGUAACCUGUGUCUUAUGGGGAUCACUUGCCGAGGAAUUGAAAACAUUUAUGGAGAACAAAUUAGCAGAAGACAAAGAGCCUGUAAUGGUGGCAUUGCAAUUUGCAAAGAUAUCCACAUUCAGAGGCCAAAUCAAGGUUUCCUCGAUGAAGAAUGCGAGCAAAUUUUUUAUCUGUCCAGAUAUAAAAGAAGUGAAAGAUUUUAUACUAAGGCGUGGUGUUAGUAGAUCUUCUAGCUGUAAUGAUACCAUUACCGAUAUAUCUAUCGGUCAACAAGCACUGAAUAGGAAUGAAUGGUUAGAUGCUGCUCAUGCAAGAAGGUUAUGCGACUUGAUAAAAUCAGAAGAGUGUGGAACAUUUAACUGCAAAGGGACAAUAUUGGACUUUCACCCGCAAGAGUCGUGGUAUUAUGAAGCAUGUGGAAAUGAUAGAUGCUUGAAAGGGAUUGCCAAAGGAAGCACUAUCGGAGAUCAUUGCAAAAAGUGCAAACGUCCAAUUGGGUCAAUUAUUAUAAGGUACUUGAUGAAGGUACUUGUAGGCGAUGAAAUUGAUCAGACGUAUUUCACGAUUUUUUAGGAUUGUGCCCUAUAUCUUUUGAAAAGGACUGCUACCCAAGUCAUGGAGGAAAUGGUGCAACAGACCGGUGAUAGGAAUGGAACACCUGAAAUAUUGUCCACCAUGCUAGCGAGAGAGUGCCUCUUUAAAGUUGAGGUUGGUUUAAGAUUCGGUGAACGUGUCUAUACGGUGAAAAAUGUAACAUGAGAUGCUCGUGUCAUUGCUCAAUUUCCCUCUGGUGUAAAUGUUGGUUUGCAGGAAGUUGCUUCCAAGUAUAAAGAUGGUAGCAAUAUUAUUGAGGACGAACCAGAAGAAGAGAUUGCUGUUGAAAUGAAUGAAGAGACAUGUUUGAAUUCAACGACCACCUCAGUCACUCCCAAGAAACGUAAUCGGCUGAAAUUGUCCCCUACGGAUAUAGAUGGUGGUGAUAUACAAUUUUCAGCGACAAAGAGGCCAAAGAAAUCGAAUGUCAAUUAAUCUGAAUUUGUAGUGCUAUUGUUGAAUUUUGGUUGAUUUUAAACAAAUAUGGAUUAUAUGUUUUUUUUUAUCCAAUCUGCUAUCUUCGAAUUUGUUUGUUUUUAAGUUAAAUAUUUGUUUCAUAAA